Gallus gallus (chicken) is the source of this 1315-nucleotide messenger RNA. Its product is annotated as myb-related transcription factor, partner of profilin-like. The record is from RefSeq and is a predicted model, not a curated record. The transcript is spliced from 2 exons. Lineage: Eukaryota; Metazoa; Chordata; Aves; Galliformes; Phasianidae. Gene Ontology annotation, cellular component: nucleus. The coding region runs from base 235 to 1221 and encodes 328 amino acids.
ACACCGCGGGGGGCGCACCGCCGGCAGAGGUCGCGGUGCCGCCGCCCGCCCCGCCCCGCCGCGCUGCCGCCCCCCCCCCCCCCCCCGCCCCGCUCCGCUCCCGCGGCGGCGGCCGCUCGGUGCGGCGGCGGCGGCGGCGGCGGCGCAGACAAAGGGGCGGCGGUGCCGGGGUGGGGGGGGGGGAAGGGGGGGCGAUGGGCGGCGGGGCGGCGGCAUGAGGGGGCGGCGGGCAGCAUGGCGGCGGCGGGCGGCGCGGCGCGGCGGGGGCUGCUGAAGCGGAAGCCCAACUUCACGCUGCAGGAGAUCGAGAUCCUGAUGAGCGAAGUGCUCCGCUACGAACCGCUGCUCUUCGGCGCCGCCGCCAGCACCGUGAACGCCUACGAGAAGCAGAAGAUCUGGUGGCGCAUCACCAAUAAGAUCAACGCCGCCGGCCGCAACCAGCGCGACAUCGGCGAGGUGAAGAACCGCUGGAGGGGGCUGCGCCGCCGCGCCAACGAUAAAAUCACCCGGCACCGGCAGGAGCGGCAGGGCCCGGCACCGCGACCCGGCGCCGCACGGCACCACGGGGCCGCCGCCGGAACCGGCACCGCCGCCGCCGAGCUCGGCCCCGGACCCGCGCCCGUAUGGGGACCGCGCGGCGGCGAAGCGGCGCCGCUGCUCGGAGGGGAAAGGGCGGCACCGCGCGGUGCGUGCGGGAACGGAGCGGGGUGGGAUGGUGUGAAGGAGGAGGCGGUGAAGGAGGAACCGGUGGAGGUGAAGAUGGAGCCCUUCCAUGACCCCACGGACGGCGGCACCGUCCCGGCGCAUCGGCAGCCCCGCAGCAGCACCCACAGCCCCGGCGAGGGCUGGAGCCCCCCGCAGCCCCCCCAGCCCGACCUGGGGAUACAGCCGGAACCUCCGGGCUGCGACUUCCCCGGCAGCGUCAUCUUCGAGCCGGACGCCGAACGGCUCAGUGACUGCGGCGAAACGGGGGGAACCCCCGGCACGACGGACGGGACCCCCGAAAGCAGCGCCCGGCUCAGCCCGGCCGAGCUGCGCCUCAUCCGCUGCAACGAGCGGCUGGUGCAGGAGGUGCGCGCCUUCCGCCGGGAGUGCGCCGAGAGCCGCCGGGAGAUGGCAGCGGUGCUGCGCAGCAUCGCUCAGGCGUUGGGCGGCCUCAGUGCCAGCCUGGCCCAGAUCCGCGAGCGCUACCUCGGGGGGCACGCGGCCCCCCAGCCCUGAGCCCCCCCCCCCCAACCCGCGCCUCCCAUCCCCAUUUUAUUAUUUGAACUCCCACUUCAAUAAAACUCAGCGCUGCCCCCCCCGGUUGCCCCCU